Moneuplotes crassus is the source of this 2478-nucleotide messenger RNA. The record is from the annotation of a GenBank genome assembly. Lineage: Eukaryota; Ciliophora; Spirotrichea; Euplotida; Euplotidae.
CAUAAAUAAAACAUGCUAAAUAUCGCUAGACACAAAGAGGCUGCUCGCAGCCUAGCCUGGAUGUCUCUACGGAAUAAAAGCUUCAAACAGGUUAGAAGAGACCAAGAGAACAGGAUAUACACAUCCAUGGCUGAGAUCAACAGGAUUAGGAACAUCGGAAUCAUUGCUCAUAUUGAUGCAGGAAAAACAACUACUACUGAAAGGAUGCUCUAUUAUUCAGGCACAAUAGAAAAUCCUGGUGAGGUUCAUCAUGGAAAUACAGUAAUGGACUACCUUGAGCAAGAAAGAAAAAGAGGAAUCACGAUUAGAGCGGCCACCACAAGCUUUAAAUGGAGAGGCCUGAAUGCAGACGACUUCUACCAAAUUAACUUGAUAGAUACUCCUGGACAUGUUGACUUCACUGCUGAAGUAGAAAGAUCCCUAAGAGUCUGUGAUGGAGCUAUUGGAAUCUUUGAUGCAAUGCAAGGAGUUGAAACUCAGACAGAGACAGUAUGGCAGCAAUCAAACAGGUUCGGAAUCCCAAGACUCGGGUUUAUCAACAAAUUAGACAGAAUAGGAGCUGAUAUCGAGACGACUCUGGAUUCAGUUCGGAAUAAACUCAAUAGCGUUCCUCUCCUUGUAAAUAUUCCUUCAGGAGAAGAUGCAUCCUUUGAUGGGAUUGUUGAUCUUGGAACAAUGAGGCAUUAUUCUUAUCUUGAUGAUCUUGGAAAGAUGGUAGAAGUUGAAGACUGUGAUAAAGACCAUUUUGCUUACGAAAAAGCCAUGUUUUACAGAGAUAGACUGAUUGAAGAUCUUGCAGAAAUAGAUGAUACUAUUGCUGAUAAAUAUCUUGAAGGAGAAUUUAUCUCACACAUUGAUAUCAAUAACUCCCUGAGAUAUUGCUUAAGAACUAAGAAUUCUGUUGCCCUUCAUUGUGGAAGUGCAUUGAAGAAUAGAGGAAUCCAGCCGUUAUUAGAAAAUGUGGUUAACUUGCUCCCAUCUCCUCAAGAUACUGAGAGCAUUUCAGGAUCAGAUGUUUCUACCGGACAGAAAAUUUACAGAUUUUCUAAUCCUAAAGACAAACUCUGAGCUUUUGCUUUCAAAGUUGUUGCUGAUCCUAUUAGAGGGCUUGUUACCUUCUUUAGGGUUUACUCAGGAACCUUGAAGAAUAGGACUAAAAUUAUGAACUCAAAAACAGGAAGAAUUGAGAAAAUAACCCAACUCUUCAGAAUGACAGCAGAUGAAGUUACAAAUAUCGAAGAACUUGGUGUUGGAGACAUUGGAGCUAUCACUGGAGUCCAUAACAUAAGAUCAGGAGAUACCUUUAUCCAAGAAGAUGAUCCUGAGCGUAUCCAACUCUCAGGAGUCUCAAUUCCUCCUCCAGUAUUCUUUUGCUCCAUCGAGGCUGAACUUUCCCGAGACCAGAAUAAGCUAGCACAGGUGAUCCAAGAUCUCACCUAUGAGGAUCCUAGUAUCUCAGUCUCUGAGAACAGGGAUACUGGGCAACUCCAGAUCAGCGGAAUGGGAGAACUUCACCUUGAGAUCCUGAAAGACAGAAUUGAAAUAGAUUAUGGAAUCAAGGCUUUCCUUGGCACCAUGAGGGUUGCCUACAGAGAAUCUGUCAGUGGAAAGACAAGACAUACCUUCACCGUCGAUACUAAGAAAGCUGGGAAGUCAAUCUUUGCAGAACUCACUCUUGAAGUUGAAGGUCUUGAAGUAGAUCAUGGAGAAGCAGAGGAAGUUGCUGAAGCUGAAGAGUAUGUCCUCGAUAAUCUUUCGGAGAAAACUACUGCUGAUAGCAGUACUCAGCACACAGAUGCAGAAAAAUAUAACAAGAUCACAAGAGAUUACCUCAAGCUUGAGAAACGUUCUGAAAGAAAGAAGGUUGAUGAUGACAAACUGAUUAAGAGAGGAAGAUCUAGAGAAGUAAAAGGUGAAGAUUUUGAGUUGUUAAGAUCUCUUGAUUCAGCAUCAGCAGAGAUCUUACUAGGCAUAGAGGAUGCCAUCAAUACCUCCCUGGAGAGUGGACAACUUCUUGGAUACCCAAUCGUCCACACUAGAGUUAGAAUUGUUGAUGGAAAAUGGUCUAGCCUUAGAUCUGACGAGCUAACUUUUAAAGAAUGCGCUGCAAGAUGAAUGAAAGAAAUCUUUAUGAAGAGUAAUAAAAAUCUCCUUGAGCCUUACAUGAGAACUGAGAUCCAAAUUCCAGAAUAUUGUCUAGGAGAUAUUGUGUCAAAUAUUUCAGGAAAGAAGGGAGGAAAGAUCAUUAGCAUCAACAAUGUUAAGCAAAAAUUCUCUGAUGAUAUUGACUCCGGUAGAAAUAUUUUAAAAUGCCUUCUUCCUCUGAGCCAGAUAGUUGGCUACUCAAAGUACCUCAGAAGUGUCACAAAAGGAGAGGGUACUUUCAUCAUGGCAUUCUCCCAUUUCCAGGCUCUAAGUGAAGAGAUGCAAGCAGAAGUGCUAGAUAAUCCUUUCUUUUAAAUAAAAUCUUAUCUUCAC